AUGACAUCUUCAGGGGUCAUCACUAUCUCUUACCCAACUCUGGUCUCCUCCCCGCUGUCCCUUGAACGCGAAAUCGAGCAAGCCUUUGGAUCCCACCCUCAAGCUCUUGGUAUAAUCCUGGUCAAAGACUUACCUGCUGCCUAUAACUCGCAAAGGGAGAACCUCCUUCGAUUGGCUCAUACAUUUGCCAAUCUCGAUGAAGGUAUCAGAGAGAAAUACACAGACCCAAGGACUUCUUACAGUUUCGGAUGGUCUCAUGGCAAAGAAAUUAUGAAUGGCAAGCCAGAUACGCUCAAGGGCUCCUACUAUGCCAACCCUGUAGUAGACACACCAGAUGUCGCUUCUCAGCUGAAGGAGGAGUAUCGCGAAUAUUACGGAAACAAUAUAUGGCCGAGUGCGGAUGAGCCAUCGAUUGGCGGGUUUGAAGCUGCUUUCAAAGAUCUUGGUCGCUUUGUGUUUAAGGUGGGCUGCGAGAUCGCCGCAGCCUGUCAACCAUUUGUGGCCAAAAACCUGUCCGACAAGUCCAUUUCCCUGCCUCAGCUCAUAAGCACCUCUCAAACUACCAAGGCUCGCUUACUUCAUUACUUCCCCCCAACCUCCGACGUUCGCGACGAUGGACCAGUGGAUAGUUGGUGCGGCUUCCAUCUAGACCACUCCCUGUUGACCGGCUUGUGCUCAGCUAUGUUCCUGAAGCAGGGAAAUGUCUCAAAUGCGCCUAUUGCUAUCUCAUCACCUUCCCCAGAGUCCGGCCUCUACAUCAAAACUCGGGGAGGUGAGUUGACAAAGGUGUCUAUCCCGCCAGAUUGCCUAGCAUUCCAGACCGGAGAGGCGCUCGAGCUGGUGACUGAUGGCAGACUGCGAGCGACGCCUCACUGCGUUCGCGUUGGCUCUGGCAAAGACAUGCAGAGUAUCUCCCGCGAGACAUUUGCAUUGUUCAUGCAGCCCAACACAGAUCAACGCAUCUCCUCCACAGAGACCUUUGGUCAGUUUAGUAAACGGAUUUUAGCUGAACACUACGACAAGCCGUCGGCUAUGUAG
Molecule: messenger RNA, 1038 nt
Organism: Coniophora puteana RWD-64-598 SS2
Lineage: Eukaryota; Fungi; Basidiomycota; Agaricomycetes; Boletales; Coniophoraceae
Product: Clavaminate synthase-like protein
Exons: 9
Coding region: 1-1038 (345 amino acids)
Source: RefSeq, a predicted model, not a curated record